ACCAGAUUUCGAGAUGCGCUAUAUAGGGACUGGAUUGGUAGCUGGCGAACCAAAUUUAGUAAAACAAAAAGACCACGUAAAUGCAUUACAAGAAGACAUAACAAUUAGAUAAUGACACGAAAGUGAAAAAUUCUUCGCGAAUUGUUUAUCUUUGCAUCCCGAUGUUUGAAAACCCUAACGUUACAAUGGGAUCUUUAAAACUGUGCCUCUAUGUUACGUCCAUCAGCUCACUUCUUGUGUCUUCGUCGAUCAGUGCUAAGGGAGAAAGCCGAAUCAACAGUAAACAAUGUGGUAUAUCCGAGCCUGUCGGAAAGAUUAUCAAUGGCAGUGUAAUAUCGAAACCUCAAGUUCCUUGGCUGGUUACUGUCAUUGUCUACAAAAAAGAUGGGUGGGAAGAAAUUUGUGGUGGUAGCAUCAUAACACGAAAUAUUAUUCUCACAGCCGCUCAUUGUAUUCCAGACCCAGAUACUUUUGAACUCCAUGUAGCCAGAAUUCAUGUGCACUACAACACCACAAGACUUCUACGAGGCCCAUUUAUUCAGGUUAAGUAUGGUGUUUUUCACAAACAACACCACUUCAAUGGAAGAUGGCAAUAUGACAUUGGACUAAUAAAACUUGAGAAACCGCUGCCAAAAUAUGAUAGGUUUGUUCGCCCAGUGUGCCUACCAAAGCAAGGCCAGAAGACCAGGCCGGGACCAAUGCUGUUCGCUGGAACUGGUCGUAUUGGCUACAAAAAGCCGCCAUCACAAGUUAUUCUGAGCUAUACGGCAAGAGUGCUGACAGACGAGGAUUGCCGAACCGCUAUGGCGAAAGAAUGGCGAGAAAUUCACCCGAAAAAUAUUCGCGUCAUAUGCGCCAGCAACCCUUGGAGCAUGGCAUAUGAUGGUGAUUCCGGAGGCCCUCUCACUGCUUACAUGAAGAACGGAAGGUCAGCUCAGUUUGGAAUCGCGUCAUACGUUCGGAAGAAUUCAAAUUAUGGACUUGCACCUGCAGUGUUCACAAGAGUAGCUCAUUAUACAAAAUGGAUUAAAAGGUCAUUAAAGAAAAUCAAACGAUGGAGAAAGAUAAGUCCAUAGGUCUGCAUUGCCUACGUAGAAAUAAAGGAGACGUGAAAUCA
Messenger RNA from Dermacentor andersoni, 1117 nucleotides. Its product is annotated as mast cell protease 4-like. NCBI's taxonomy places the organism in Eukaryota, Metazoa, Arthropoda, Arachnida, Ixodida, Ixodidae. Gene Ontology annotation, biological process: proteolysis. The record is from RefSeq and is a predicted model, not a curated record. Gene Ontology annotation, molecular function: serine-type endopeptidase activity.